Molecule: messenger RNA, 691 nt
Organism: Pyrenophora tritici-repentis Pt-1C-BFP
Lineage: Eukaryota; Fungi; Ascomycota; Dothideomycetes; Pleosporales; Pleosporaceae
Source: RefSeq, a predicted model, not a curated record
AUGCCUUUUGAAACAGCACGGAACUGGUCAUCUUACCACGUAAUACCGCAAUCCGCCGACGUCGCCUUGAAUCCGCUAGAAUCCUACUUUUUCGUCACGGAUUUCCUAAUCAUCGGAUGCAGUAUCCUCUACACACUCUGCUAUAUGUUCUACACCAUUCGAACCUACUCAGACCGUACCACAUUCCAACGUAUCUGCUUCUUUGUCUGGUUUCUCUUCGAUAUCACGUUCGUUACGGUGGCGCUCAAGUCUGCGUAUGCGCCGAGAGAGAGGGGGAGGACGGUGGUCAAGUUGCUGUGGCAGGUACCGGCUUGGAUGCUGUUCCUCUGUUAUGUCGGGAUGAAUUGGCCAGAUGAGAGAGAGCAAAGACGGCAUUCUUCACAGGGCUAUGUCUUGAGUUGCCGAUUGGAUGGGGGCAGGUUUGGUAUCUGCUUCAGCGACAAGAUACGAAAGGGCAGUCGCUUGAGAUUUGGAUCACGAGAUACCUUGGCUGUAUCACGGCAUUCUUGGUGUUCAUCUGGCGGUACUACAAUGUGCCAGAGAACUGGUCCUAUGUGGGGAACUGUUGGAGCGUUGGUGGUAUGAUAGUCACACUGUUACCGGAGACUGUGUAUCCUUUUGUGUAUGUUUGGGCGCAUCGGAAGGAGAGGGAGAAGCAAAAGACUGCCUGAAGGCCAAGAUGAGCCUGUGG